Messenger RNA from Wasmannia auropunctata (little fire ant), 374 nucleotides. RefSeq names its product probable maleylacetoacetate isomerase 2. Gene Ontology annotation, molecular function: maleylacetoacetate isomerase activity; glutathione transferase activity. The record is from RefSeq and is a predicted model, not a curated record. Gene Ontology annotation, cellular component: mitochondrion. Gene Ontology annotation, biological process: glutathione metabolic process; L-phenylalanine catabolic process. The transcript has a single exon. NCBI's taxonomy places the organism in Eukaryota, Metazoa, Arthropoda, Insecta, Hymenoptera, Formicidae. The annotation marks the transcript as partial.
UACUAUUUUUCAGCCGUGGAGAAGUUGUUAUCGUCGAGCGCGGGUAAAUAUUGCGUCGGCGACGAGAUUACAUUAGCGGACUGUUGUCUGGUACCACAGAUAUUCAACGCACGAAGAUUUCACGUUGAUUUGAGACCAUUUCCAACGAUUCUGAGAGUGGACCGUCAUUUGGAACACCAUCCGGCCUUCACUGCGGCUCAUCCCAACAAUCAGCCCGACUGUCCGCCCGAGGCGACCAAGUAGCAAGCGAGGCAGACCACCCUCUUCCUCUUCUAAUCUUUUAGGAGGGUGAAAAGAGGUGGUCUGACAUCAUAUAGUAUCAUAAUGAUAAAAGGUGAACAAAUUCCAUUGCAUUUAUUAGUAUAUUUGAUUUU